GAGGGGCGGGCCUAACGAUGAAUCAAUAUUUAAGUUACUUCCAAUUUAAUUAAAACAGAGCCCAAACAAAACUCUAAACCACAUUUCUCAAAAGUUCACAGCGACUUAAAAAUAAAAAAUCCGUUGUAAUUGUGCGUAUAGAAAAGUGAAUUAAAUGAAAGCAUCGAAUCAAAUAAGCGUAGCGGGAAGCUAAAAUGUAAUGCCCGCAGAUGCCGCCACAGGCCAACUAGUAAAUAGUGUCUUACGAUUGUCAUCCUACAAGCCAUAACUCAAAUCGUCUCAAAUACUACGGUCUUACCACAUCUCGGAUGUGAAGCAGGUUUGAGCCUGAAUAGUGAGAGAAUGGGCGAUCACAACUCAACAGGUUUGUCCUAGACGCCUGUAGGGGGGGUGGUCACGCUGUGGGCAGCUAAAGCAACAUCCAUUGUUGUGUUAUUUUAUUUUAUCUUUUUAUUAUUUUAUUCUCAUUCUACGUGACUUUACCGAAAGAACCAAAGAAGAACAUCCAUUGUCCCACUGUAAUAUGGUUCCAACGUAUAUGCUCUCAUCACCUUCACCAACCCACAACGAGCCGCGGUGCCUGGGGAGGCCCUCAUCCAGCAGUGGAUUGUCAGGGAGGGCGACCUUACUUGAGCCCCCAUCCAUCAGUUCGUUGUCCGGCCCCCGCGCCUCUGAUUUGCGCCGACGGGCUACGUACAGUUGCGAAGGAAGUUCAACGCCAUACAUCGCUGUCGGUCACUCACUUUUCAGAGUCAAGAGGAGGAGGGCCUUGCGGCGGUCUGGCCAUGGACCCACUUUGUCAUCGCGACCACGCGGCCCAUGAACCCAACUGGACAUUGGCGGCGGUCCAGAGGCCCGGUCAGCAGCAGCAGCUGCAGAUGUGCGUGGCAUGCGUCCUAGAGACUCUGGGCGACCAGGACAUCUCGGUCUGCCGCAAGACCCUUGCUCUGUCCCGGCUUCUGGAGCGCUUGCUUCAGGAUGGUGGUGGGCCCCUUGUGAGCCUCCUUGCUGCAGGGAACUUGGCAGCCGCCUGGAGCUUGGUGCACAACCUGACAGGGAUGUUGACCGUUCUUCAGGAUGUCCCAGCGCUCAACUUGGUGGUGGAAGUGCUCACUCAGCUCACGUGUCGGCUGAAGUCGGAGGAUGUGGCGAGGGCGCUGCUGGCGAUGGUGGAGAAGCAGGUCACAGGGCCGGCGGGCCCCAAGCAGAGCCUCCCUUUCAUUGCCCUGCUGGGGAAGCUGAUUGAUGCUCUGCCACCGUUAGCGGAGCGCCUGGCGCACCAUCAAGCGCCUCUGCUGGAGCAGCUGGUGGCUCUCUUGCGCUACCCGGACGAGGCGGUGCAGGUGGCGGCGUUCUACGCGUGCCGCGGCGCGUGCGGUGGCGGCACAGGCGGUGUGACGCUGGAGGAGCGGUUUCCCGCGCGCCUCCUCCGCACGAUGUGCGCCGCCACGCUCGCCACGCUGGGCGGUGCGCCGGGAACGGAGCUGCAGUUCAACGCCCUCGGUCUGCUCAGGCAACUCCUGCGCGUCGCGCCACUGGUGUCCGAACUGAUGCGACCGCUGCCAGACCUGGCCAGGGAACCCUCGCUUGCGCACGCCGCUAACGACGAAGCUUCUCUGCCGCUCAUUCUCAAAAAACUGCUGCACUCCGGGGAUGACACCCUUCGCGUGGCGAGCGUGCAGUGCAUGUGCUGCGUGCUCGCCCAGCGCCCCGAGUCGUGCGUCGCCGCGUUCCUGCACGCGGACCUGCCAGAGUUCCUGUUCGAGGCGCUGUCGUCCACAAACGAGCUGCUCGUGUGGUCCAUCUACUGCUGCCUCACUCACUUCAUCCAGCAUGAGCUCUUCUAUUCCAAGUGCCAGAGCGCCUACGGGAUCGAACCCGUCCUGCGGAGCCUGCAAUUCCUGCUCAAGCUCGUGAACGUGGAGGCCCAGAAGCAGGGCUUCUCCCUGCUCGCCGAGAUGCUGCAGAGGCAACCGGCGAGCAUCAAGCUCUUCCCGAGCUGGAGCACGUACUGCCUGUGUCUGUCGGUGGUGCGCGACGGCGUCACGGCCGCCGACAGGGACGUGUGCUCUGUGGCCGCCUGCGCCCUCGCCUCCUUCCUCAGGACCUGCCACUUGGUGGCACCGGUGCCCUACACGGAGCUGAAGGAGCUGAUGGAUGCCCUCCUGCAGAUGCUGCGGGAGAUCUCUCCUCCUUCGAGCCACCGCAUGUCCGCUGCACACAGCGUGCGCUCCGAGGGCGAGACAAAGCUGUCCGUACCGGAGCUGUGCAUUAUCCAAGGGCUGCAGGCCUUCUGCAGCGCGUGCAGGCUGGUGGUGAAGUGUUCCUCGGAGCCUCUGCUUCGGGAGAACCGGUUUGCGCCGCCGGGCGGGCGUGGAGACCUCGGCUCCGCGAAGGAGCUGGAGUGGGCGCUCGUCGGCGGCUGCGACUCCACGUGCAUCCCCGUCGCCAUGAGGAUGUAUGACGCGUGUCCGUCGAAGCCACUGGCGCUCGCCCUGUUCACGUGCCUCGAUGAGCAACACCAGCUGUGUCCUUCUGCCAUGCGCUACUUCUCUGCCAAGCUGGCGAGCAGCGGGUUCAUCAGGGCCACGCUGGAGGUGAAGGCUGCCUUCUGCCGAGGUCCAAGGGACGACGCCUUGAACCAGGCCUGCUCCAGGUUCCUGCUACGGACGUGCCUGAGCCUCGGCCUGCUGGCCAACGAAGCCUCUCCACCGCCACUGCCGCAAGCACCGCUGGCCGACGGAGGGGAGGUGGUGGACGCGUUGGCCCACGGACUCCUGGACGUGGCGCCCACCCCCCGCGACUGCCUGCUGCUCCUGCGGGAGCCGCGCGCCGACCUGACACUACGCCCGGCCCAGCUUGCCGCGAUGGCCGUCCUCCUCACCGCGCUGGCAUACGCCGAUCGGCUGGCGCGUGAGCAGGAGGUGAGCGAGGCCCUGCUGAAUUUCCUCCACCACCUGGGCGAGGGGCCUCCGGUGAUGCCCGCGUCGCUGCACCUUGCGCUGGUGCGCUUGGCGCUGUGCCUCCUCGCCCUGUGCCAGCGCGGAGAGCCGUGCCUGCCUGCGGUAACAAGUGUGCGUUGGACUUCUUUUGCAUCGUACGUGGACAACCACGCCAAUCGGGAGGGUCCAGAAAUGAUGAUGGCCGUGAUUGUGAUGAUGGCCGUGAUUGUGAGGGGUCACCUGAGGAUGCCCCGCGACUCGUGGAUGCUGCUCCGGCUGCCCGUCGGGCUCAUCGUCGUCAAUUCAAAUACGUCGAGAACGAUGGUGCUCGUCUACAUGCAGCCCUGA
This is a messenger RNA of Petromyzon marinus (sea lamprey), 3290 nucleotides long. NCBI's taxonomy places the organism in Eukaryota, Metazoa, Chordata, Hyperoartia, Petromyzontiformes, Petromyzontidae. The record is from RefSeq and is a predicted model, not a curated record.